AUUGUACUGACAGAGAACAAAUGAUGGCGUUAUUGUCAGAACUCAAGAUUCUCAUUCAUGUGGGACAACAUCUUAACAUUGUCAACUUACUGGGGGCCGUCACCAAAGAUAUUAGAUAUGGUGAGCUGUAUGUGAUUGUGGAAUACUGUCAUUUCGGAAACCUUCGGUCCUAUCUACUGAAACAUAAGGAAGAGUUCCGAGACGUAAUGGAGGACUACAUGGACCCUGCCCAUCAGAAAAAACGUGAGGCAGCCCGAGAGGCAGCCGCCAAUAAGCCGUACUACUUAAACAAGGCUCAGAUAGAGAACACCGCCGACCUAGUGGGGCCUCCACUGACCACUAAAAACCUCAUCUGCUGGUCAUUCCAGGUGGCCCGAGGGAUGGAGUACCUGGCCUCCAAAAAAUAUAUACACAGAGAUCUGGCAGCAAGAAACGUUCUUUUAGCUGAGGACAACAUCGUCAAAAUAUGUGACUUUGGGUUAGCCAAGGAUUUGUACAAUAAUCCAGAAUAUCUAAAGAAAACAGAUGGACCAGUUCCUGUGAAGUGGAUGGCUAUUGAAUCUCUAACUCACAGACUGUACACCACAAAGAGUGACGUGUGGUCAUAUGGUGUCUUUCUAUGGGAGUUAUUUUCUCUGGGUGGUAGUCCAUACCCUGGGGUGGAAAUUAACGAGAAGUUUAUUGGGCUCCUUCAGGAUGGAUACAGAAUGGAGAAGCCACGAUAUGCCACCGAUGAAAUGUACAAGGUCAUGCAGGCGACCUGGAGGGAUGACCCAGAGGACAGACCUACUUUUACACAACUCGCCAACAUCAUGGGCGAUUUCCUGGAAGAAAAUGUCAAACAGUAUUACUUGGAUCUGAAUGAGCCGUAUCUUAAGAUGGUGGACCUUGAGGGCGGGGCUUGUGGGGGACCAGAGAGUGAGGGCUACCUUAAAAUGAGUGACAGAGACAAAAAGUCAGACUACCUUAAAAUGGGGCUGGCCCCUCCCCCACCGGUGGACCAGGAAGAGUAUGAUGGAGGUGUGUCUUAUGUGAAUGAGAAAAAAUGGAACAAAAAGAAGGAGAAGGGAGAUUCUAUGGAGCUUCAGCCUCUGACAAAAUCUAUGGAGGAAGAGGAGGAGGUACAACUCCGUAAAAAAGAUCGGGAAAAUUCUCCCUCCAACACAAACAUGCGGGUGGAUGUUCACAGAAGUGAUGAUACAGAUAGCGGACAUUCCAGUACAUACGCACCGGGCACACCGCCAGACGUCGGAAACGACGGCUACCUUGUACCAAAGAUGGGACCAGAUCAAACUCAGGUGUUUGUAUUGAAGAACAAAUCGAGUCCAGCUAAAAAUAAAUCUAAGUGUAGUGAGUUUACGAAGGAUUAUCACGACCCCCCGCCCACGUACUCAACAGUAUUACAGGACAGUGAUAUUGAUGUCUGAUGCUAAAGCUGACUCCAAGAAUCAGCCUUGUGUUGUCUUUUAUUUACUGGUAUUGCUUCUUAAUGAGUGCAAGAAACCCUUAAAUUUGGCAUGGAAAUUUCCUUUUUGAAACAUUCUCCUACUUUUUUACAACAAAUUCUGUGCCUGAUCAAAGCAACCCGAAUAUAUCUAUGUUUUUACUAUUAUAAGAAUGGACUAGUCCUGAAUUAAUUAAGAUUUUUGCUUGUAGAUAGACAUGUAUCAACUACUGACUGUAAAUACUGUAUAGUAGAGUAGUAUCUAAUGAAACUGCCGAACUUGUUACUAGCAUUAUCAGCAUUAUUUUGUACACUGUAGGUUGUUAAGAUCUCCUGUAGCAUAAUUCAUUUUGAAUAUCUAUAAUGAUAUUGUUUUAUUGUCUGAAUACAUUUUACAUAAUGGCAUAUAGCACACUGGGAAAAGGAAGGGGAAUUUUCAUUGUGUUCAAUUUGACUUUUAUCAAAGAUUAUCCAAUGGCAUUGAACAAUCUGGAAUAAGUGAGCAGAAACAUUUUUAUCAAUUAGAAAAUGAUUCGCUGUUUCUUGGAAAAAUAAAUUGACAUACUUACAUAAUGGAAACAUACAGUAGAUGGAGAUGUCAGGAAUGAAAAAAAGAUUUUUAGAUUAUUAACUUGUUAUUAAAUCUUGUAAAUGUAUAUUAACUCUUAUCAGUUAUUGCACCUGAUGUAUUUGGUAGAUUACUUUUUUCAUAUACAAGUACCGUACCGGUUUUGUAUGGUAAUUAAGCUUUCUGCUUUCACACAAGUAUUUGUUGUUUACAGCAAAUUUGUUUUUUCAUAUAUAUGUACCCCGGUACACACCUGUUGUUUACAGUAAGUUUGUUUUUAUUUGUCUUACAAGUACAUGUAUAUGAUAAGAUUGUUUUCCUUAUAAGUAAUUGUUGUAUAUGGUUUAGAUUGUUUUUAAUUACAAGAAUAUGUUGUAUACAGUAAGACUGGUUUUAUCUACAAUAACCUGUUGUAAAGGGUAACAUUGUUUUUCCACACAAGCACCUGUUGUUGAUUGUUGAAACAAAAACCAGUAGUCUAAUAUCAUUAGAUUUUAUUAGCUUUAACUGCUUUUUAACUUUACAAUACUGUGGUUUUAUUUUAGAAUCUCACAUUUGCUUUGAGACUGUCACCAUAUGCAUAUCCCAAAUUCUUCCUUUUCUUGCCAUUUUGAAUCAGUAGUUGCUUAUAUUAAUUGUGUCUAAAAUUUUACAACACACUAUAUGUUUUGCUAUUUAUGCAUUUUGAGAACCUUUUACCAGUGCCUCAUCUUGUUUUUAUGACUUUUGUAUGGUAUUUUAUUCGCUCAUAUUUUAGGAUUUCUGUAUGGGGUUUUACAAACUGUUUUGAAGGACUUAUGGGGUUUUAUUAGCUCAAGUUUUAUAGGAAAUUCUGUAAGGUAUUCAUUAGCCCAGUUUCAUAGGAAUUCUUUAAAGGGAUUUUAUUGGCUCAGUUUUAAGGAAUUCUAUGUGGGAUUUUAUCAGCUCACUUUUAUAGGAUUUCUGUAUGGGAUUUUUAGCUCUUCUGAGCCAAAGGCUCAAAGAGCUAAUGCUAUGGCCAUUUGUGCGGUGUGCGUCGUGCGGUGUGCGUUAACUUUUUAGAAUAUGGGCCAUAACUCAAGAACCCCUUGGCCAAUUAUUGUCAAAUUUGUCACAGGGUAUCCUUGGCCCAAGAGCUACCAUUUAUACUAAAAUUAGGGGUGGGACCCUAAAACAAGGGGAGAUAAUCACGAAAAUAAAACCAAAAGUACUGGUUGCUAAAAAAUCUUCUUCUCCAGAACCACCAGGCAGAUACUCACCAAACUUACAUACAAGGGUCAGAAUAUGUUGAAGAUUAAAAAUUGUUCAAGGCAUGACCCUGGGGCAAAGGGCGUGGUCUCAAGGUCACUUCAAAAUUGACCAAAAUUUACAUUUAUUAAAAACGUUGAUAUUUUGCUUACUAUAAAGAGUAGGAUCAUCAAAUCUUGUAAGUUGAUGCAUCUCAGGACUUGACAUCAUGUUAAUACAAAAGUAGGUCACGGUGACCUACUUUUUAGCUCACCUGAGCCGAAGGCUCAAGUGAGCUUUUCUGAUCACAUUUUGUUCGUCGUCCGUCUGUCCGUCUGUCUGUCUGUCUGUCCGUCUGUAAACUUUUCACAUUUUCGACUUCUUCUCAAGAACCGCUGGGCCAAUUUCAACCAAACUUGCCACAAAUUAUCCUUGGGUGAAGGGGAUUCAAGUUUGUUCAAAUGAAGGGCCACGCCCUCAUUCAAGGGGAGAUAAUUGGGAAUUAAUGAAAAUUUAAUGGUAUGUUUUAAAAAUCUUCUUCUAAAGAACCACUGUGCCAGGAAAGAUGAAACUUAUGGGGAAACAUCCUCAGGUAGUGUAGAUUCAAGUUUGUUCAAAUCAUGACCCCCGGGGUAGGGCGGGGCCACAAUGGCCGACCAAAGUUUUACAUAGAAAAAUAUAGGAAAAUUUUUUAAAAAUCUUCUUCUCAAGAAUAGCAAAGCCAUAAUUGAUCAUAUUUAUAUGGAAGCAUUGUCAUGCAGUGUAGAUUCAAAUUUGUUCAAAUGAUGAUCCCCAGGGGUAGGGCGGGGCCACAAUUAAUGGCCGACAUAAGUUUUACAUAGAAAUAUAUAGGAAAAUUCUUUAAAAAACUUCUUCUCAAGAACAGCAAAGCCAUAAUUGAUCAUAUUUAUAUUAAAGCAUCCUCAGGUAAUGUAGAUUCAUAUUUGUUCAAAUGAUGACCUCCAGGGGUAGGGCGAGGCCACAAUGGCCGACCAAAGUUUUACAUAGAAAUAUAUAGGAAAAUUCUUUAAAAAUCUUCUUCUCAAAUAUAGCAAAGCCAUAAUUGAUCAUAUUUAUAUUAAAGCAUCGUCAGAUAGUGUAGAUUCAAGUUUGUUCAAAUCAUGACCCCCGGGGGUUAAGGGCGGGGCCACAAUGGCCGACCAAAGUUUUACAUAGACAUAUAUAGGAAAAUUCUUUAAAAAUCUUCUUCUCAAGAAUAGCAAAGCCAUAAUUGAUCAUAUUUAUAUGGAAGCAUCGUCAGAUAGUGUAGAUUCAAGUUUGUUCAAAUGAUGACCCCCAGGGGUAGGGCGGGGCCACAAUGGCCGACCAAAGUUUUACAUAGAAAAAUAUAGGAAAAUUCUUUAAAAAUCUUCUUCUCAAGAAUAGCAAAGCCAUAAUUGAUCAUAUUUAUAUGGAAGCAUCAUCAGAUAGUGUAGAUUCAAGUUUGUUCAAAUCAUGACCCCCGGGGGUAGGGCGGGGCCACAAUGGCCGACCAAAGUUUUAUAUAGAAAUAUAUAGGAAAAUUCUUUAAAAAUCUUCUUCUCAAGAACAGCAAAGCCAUAAUUGAUCAUAUUUAUAUGGAAGCAUCGUCAGGUAGUGUAGAUUCAAGUUUGUUCAAAUCAUGACCACGGGGGUGGGGCGGGGCCACAAUGGCAGACCAAAGUUUAACAUAGAAAUAUGUAGGAAAAUUCUUUAAAAAUCUUCUUCUCAAGAACAGCAAAGCCAUGAUUAAUCAUAUUUAUAUGGAAGCGUCGUCAGGUAGUGUAGAUUCAAGUUUGUUCAAAUCAAGGCCCCGGGGGGUAGGGGCGGGGCCACAAUGGCCGACCAAAGUUUUACAUAGACAUAGGAAAAUUCUUUAAAAAUCAUCUUCUCAACAAGAAUAGCAAAACCAUGAUUGGUCAUGGGACUACUUUUGGAUUUAAACUUUUCAAUAAUAAACCAAUUUCUACUUUUUCCUAGCCACAGUGCUCAGGUGAGCGAUGUGGCCCAUGGGCCUUUUGUUAAAUUUUACGGGCUUUUGUUUUCGAAUUGAUUUAGAGGCAUAUUUUGGACACUUUAAGGCCUAUGAUCAUAAAACUUUGUCAGUUGGUUCAUCUUGGGUCCACAAACAACAUCAACUAAAAAGUAGGUCAUCGUGACCUACUUUUUGAAUUUUAUGGCUAAUCUUUUCUAAAACAUUUAAUCCCAUUAUUUCAGACACCGAGAGGUUUAGAAUCUCCAAAUCUUGUAAGUUGAUGCAUCUAGAGGCGUUAAAACAUAUUUAUUAAAAAGUAGGUCACUGUGACCUACUUUUUGAACUUUGCAGGCAUUUGUUUUUAAAUUGUUUAAAAGGCAUAUUUUGAAUACUAUUAGACCUAUGACCAUCAAAUUUUGUCAGUUGAUGCAUCUUUGGUCUUCAGAAAAUGUCGACCAAAAAGUAGGUCACUGUGACAUACUUUCGACAUUUUAUGGCUAGAUUUAAGUAUCUCGGGUACUAAUUGGCUUAGAAUCAUUAAAAUUUGUCAGUUGAUGCAUCUUGGGUUUUCGGAGAUUAACGACCAAAAAGUAGGUCACAGUGACCUACUUUUGACAUUUUAUGGCUAUAUUUUAGUAUCUCAGGUACUUAUUGGCUUAGAAUCAUCAAACUUUGUCAUUCGAUGCAUCUUUAUUUUAUUUCAUUUUACGGGUUUUCGGAGCAUGUCGACCAAAAAGUAGGUCACAGUGACCUCUUUUUGACAUUUUAUGGCUAGUUUUAUGUAUCUCAGGUGCUAAUUGGUUUAGAAUCAUCAAAUUUUGUCACUUGAUGCAUCUUAGAUUUUCGGAGCAUGUUGACCAAAAAGUAGGUCACGGUGACCCACUUUUGAAUAUCUCAGAUACUGAUUGGCUCAGAAUCAUCAAACUAUGUCAGUAGAUGCAGCUUGGGUUUUCGGAGAAUGUCGACCAAAAAGUAGGUCACAUUGACCUACUUUUGUCAUUUUAUGGCUAAAUUUAGGUAUUUCGGGUACUUAUUGGUUUGAAAUCAUCAAACUUUGUUAUUUGAUGCACCUUGGGUUCUUGGAGAAUGAUGAUCAAAAUAUAGGUCACAGUGACCUACUUGUGACAUUUAUGGCUAUAUUUAAGUAUUCUAGGGUACUUAUUGGCUUAGAAUUGUCAAACUUUGUCAGUUUAUGCACCUUGGGUUUUUGGAGAAUGUUGACCAAUAAGUAGGUCACUGUGACCCACUUUUAAAUAUCUCAAGUACUUAUUGGCUUAGAAUCAACAAUCUUGGUCAAUUAAUGCAUCUUGUGCCCUCAGAAAAUUUCAAUCAAAAAGUAGGUCACCAUGACCUACUUAUAGUAUUUUAUAGUUACAUGUAAAUAUCUUCAGCCCUAACUGGCUAAGAAUCAUCAAACUUUGUCAGUUGAUGCAUCUUGGGUCUUAGGAUAGAUUGUAUAAUUUAUCAGAAGAGCGAUUCAAGGCCCUUGGGCCUCUUGUAUUAAUCCAGUUUGAUCUCUUGGGAGAUUUUGUUUGCUGUUUUGAAGGCUGAAAUAAUGGCAAUUCAAACCUUAUCCAGAGACCAGCACAUACAUAUGUACAAUUCAAGAUUUCAAAAAUUUGAAAGUAUUCUUCUCUUUGUUAUAUACAUAUCAAAGAUAAGCCAUAAUAAUAGUGCAAUAGACCAUUCUUACAUAGUUCAUCUUACAGAAGUCAUUGAAUAAUAGUCUUACCAUAUAAAUAAUCAGGUGUUUAUACAGUACCUAUUGUACAUAUAUCUAAUAAAGUCAGCACACAUU
Molecule: messenger RNA, 6970 nt
Organism: Saccostrea cuccullata (small rock oyster)
Lineage: Eukaryota; Metazoa; Mollusca; Bivalvia; Ostreida; Ostreidae
Product: vascular endothelial growth factor receptor 3-like
Exons: 8
Biological process (GO): cell surface receptor protein tyrosine kinase signaling pathway; protein phosphorylation; multicellular organism development
Cellular component (GO): plasma membrane; signaling receptor complex
Molecular function (GO): ATP binding; transmembrane receptor protein tyrosine kinase activity
Source: RefSeq, a predicted model, not a curated record